Molecule: messenger RNA, 654 nt
Organism: Mesorhabditis spiculigera
Lineage: Eukaryota; Metazoa; Nematoda; Chromadorea; Rhabditida; Rhabditidae
Source: the annotation of a GenBank genome assembly
AUGUCGGAUAAUAGCAAUCGAUUCGGCAACUGGCAAGAUGAGAUUGGAAAUGCGGUUCAAGAUUUGACGAUUUUGACGCAAGCAGCUCGACCAGACGCGCGUCUACCACGCCAAGCUGCUUUGACCGACGUUCGGAAUAUCGCCCGUCCCCGAAGUUCCUCCUCUUCCUCCUCGCAGCUACAGCGUAUCAAUGGACCUUCCGGUUCGUUUCUGCCUUCUGCCGACCACGAGCAGUACGUCCUUCUCCGUAUGCUGCACAUCCAAAUGAAAGACGCCAGAGGCAUCGGGGCGGCGUUGCAGCUGCUCAAGUUGAAGCCAGAGAUUGUCGCGGAGCCUCCGCUUCGGCCGCUUGAGUCUAACACGACCCCAAACGGAGCUGAUACGCUGACUAUGGAGGUGCACUUUUCCGGAUGGCAUACGCUGACGGUUGGAGGCGAUGGUAGCAUGUUCCCGGCAAACGAUGACCGAGCUCGCGUACCCACGGAGCACGAAAAUUUGCGGGACCGGCUUCAGGAAGUCAGAGAGGUCGUACCUGACGUUGUAGCCCCAUUUCGCCAGAUGCAUAUUGCUGCUGAGGAGCCGCGAGUGGAUCUGGACGAGUCUGAUGGCUUCAUCUUCGUCGAACGGACAGUCAAUGAAGAUGACGAGAUCAAC